AUGAAGAUCAUCAGCUAUAACAUUAGAGAUGAUGCCAAGAGGCAAAGACGGGAAGCUUUAUUGUUUAAAGCGGACUUUGAAAAGGCAUUUGAUACAGUGGAUUGGAAAUUCUUGGAUUACAUGAUGGAGAAAAUGGGAUUCAGCGAAAAAUGGAGAAAUUGGAUCUCAGAAUGUUUGAGAACUUCAAAAAUUUCGGUACUGGUCAAUGGGAGUCCCACAGAAGAAUUUUCGGCAGGGAGAGAAUUGAGACAAGGAGAUCCCUUGUCUCCUUUUCUUUUCAUGCUGGCAGCAGAAGGCUUCAAUCUAAUGAUGGUCAGUAGUGUACAAAGAAAUCUCUUUGAUAGCUAUGAGUUCGGGAAUGGUGAAGUGAAAGUUUCUCAUAUUCAAUAUGCUGACGACACUAUAGUGAUGGGCAGAAAGAGUUGGAAGAACGUUUUGGCAAUCAAAUCGACUUUGCAACUAUUCGAACUAGUGUCGGGAUUAAAGGUAAACUUUCACAAGAGUUCACUAAUUGGUAUCAAUGUCUCUCUAGAUUGGUUGGAGGAGGCGGCAUCGGUUCUUAAUUGCAAGGUGGGAAAUACUCAGUUUAAAUACUUAGGGCUUGCUGUCGGAUGUAAUCACCGUAGGAAAGGCAUAUGGAAACUGGUGAUCGACAUAGUUAGAAACAGAUUAACAUCUUGGAACAAUAAUCAGCUGUCAAUUGGUGGUCGUAUCGUGCUUCUUAAGUCAGUUCUGCUUUCUCUACCAGUAUAUUACCUCUCCUUCUUUAAGGCCCCGUGGAAAUGGAGGCUUCUUACUGAAAAGAAGAUAUUGUGGGUAAAAGUUCUGGAAUGUAAGUACGGGGAGAUCGGAUGUGGAGGAGGCAGGGUUGACAAAUUUAGUUCUCUAUGGUGGAGAGACUUACAGUCCUUAGACAAGGAGGAAGGAAGAUUUAGGCAAAAUUGGUUUGAUUCUAAUUUAGUCAGAGAAGUAGGAGAUGGAUCAGAAUCACUUUUUUGGGAUGAUCAGUGGUUGGAAGGAAAAAACAUUAAAAAUACAUUCCCGGAGCUGCAUAGGCGGGCUAGUGAUAAGAAAUCUUCGGUGAGGGAGGCGCUUAGAAAUGAGGACGGGAAUUUAGUUUUGAACUACAAUUGGGAAUGCAACUUAGAAGGCGAAGAUCAAAUUCGAGUGGAUGAACUGGGACGAUAUGAAAUUGGCGGCGGCGUAAUCCCUUUGAAGGUCUCGGUCUUAGCUUGGAGAGUGUGGCAAAACAGAAUUCCCACUAGAGAUAAUCUUGUUAAGAGAGGCAUCUUGGUUGACUCUCAAAAUUCAUGCCCAUUUGGCUGCGACGAAGAGGAAAGUGUCUCUCACAUUUUCUUCGAAUGUCCGCUAGCUUGGAAUGCAUGGAGCGAGGUCCUGAGAUGGCUCGGUUUUUUAUAUGUUUCUCAUAACUCUGCAUUGCAGAAUUUCGAUCAUUUUGCAGGUAUCAGUAGUGGCGGAAAAGUGCUGAAAGACAGACUUUCUGUCAUUUGGUUCACGUGUCUUUGGACAAUCUGGAAAAGGAGGAACGAGGAGAUUUUCGGGUGGGUUCUGCAGAGUUGGUUUCUGCAAAGGGCUGGUGAAAAGACAUUAGGAAGGGUGAUGUUAGAGUGUGGUUCUGGUUUGGUUAGGCAAGUGCUGGCAGUUGGCGAAAGAAAGGCCGUGUCGGCACUCAAUGUUUCUGAGGUAGUAUCAUGGUGUAUCGGUGUUUCGGUAAUUUUGGAGGCGGUUCGAACGGAUUUGGUUGGAAUUGAACGUCUGCUGGAGUAUUGGCAAGGGAGGGUGGAAGUACAUUAUGUUUAG
Vicia villosa (hairy vetch) is the source of this 1821-nucleotide messenger RNA. RefSeq lists its product as uncharacterized. The coding region runs from base 1 to 1821 and encodes 606 amino acids. The record is from RefSeq and is a predicted model, not a curated record. NCBI's taxonomy places the organism in Eukaryota, Viridiplantae, Streptophyta, Magnoliopsida, Fabales, Fabaceae. The transcript is spliced from 6 exons.